Drosophila sulfurigaster albostrigata is the source of this 4078-nucleotide messenger RNA. RefSeq names its product kalirin. The record is from RefSeq and is a predicted model, not a curated record. Bases 1 to 3984 code for a protein of 1327 amino acids. Lineage: Eukaryota; Metazoa; Arthropoda; Insecta; Diptera; Drosophilidae. Gene Ontology annotation, molecular function: guanyl-nucleotide exchange factor activity. The transcript is spliced from 13 exons.
AUGCUGCGGCGUCUGACCAAUCGACAGGACAGCAUGAACUCCACCUCGUCGGGCAACAGCAACGCCAGCGAGCGCAGCAGCUCCAGUGGCAGCAGCAGCGCCGGCGAAGAGUUGCACAGCCAUCUAGGCAGCAACUCUAUGAACAACAACAACAACAACAACAACGGCAACAACGAUUUGUUGUUGCCUUCCACAUCACCCGCUUUGCCGCUGUUUUGUUUGGGCAACUCAUUUCCGCACAUCGACAGCGACGAGGAGGCCACAGAUGCCGGCGAGAAGCGUCAAUCUCUGGCGUUGCAGACGGAGAGAGAGACAGCGUUGGAGAGGGAGACAGAGACGGAACUGUUGCCGCCCAACUCGAUCAGUGAAUUGCCCGAGAAACUGUUGAACAGCGGCGUCUAUUUGCCAGGCACACGCACCCUCCAAGGCGACCCACUUGUGCAUGUGGAUGGCGAUGCUGUGGCAAGCGCGGGCCUCAAUUGCUAUGAGCUGGCCACUCUGUUGCUCUACUACAGCACCAUACCGGAGCGCAGCAUUGCAGCCCAUAAAAGUACACAACAACAACAGCAGCAACCACAACAACAACAACAACUGAAACCCGCCCAGCAAACAUUUACCAUUUUAAUUGCCAUCGAGAAGUCGCAACAUUUAUGCGUAAUCGACUUAAUUUGCCAAAGUCUCAAACUGUUAAGCAAGCAAAUUGGCAAUUGUGAAAUUUUGGCCGUUUGUCUCGAUGCGAAUUUGCUGCAAUUGUGCAACCAGCAGCAGCAGCAACCACAGCAACAGAACAGCAGCAGCAAUAGCUGUGAUCAGCCGGAGGCAUCGCCAUCAUCGUCAUCGUCGCAUUUGGUUAAAUUCAUUAGCGUGGACCAAGUCACGACAAGUGUUGCGCCAUCGCAGUUGCCGCGCGGUUUGCUCCGGGGCCAGCAUCAUCACGACGCUGUGAAGUGGCGCGAGUUCUUCGCCCAGCUUGAGGCGUUCCAGCGUCAAUGCUCCGCGGCCGGCGGUCGACUUGUUGCCGCCUUGAGUGACAUACGCGCUGCCGAUUUGCUGGGGCUGCCAACGCGACGACAGCUCUACGGUCAGCAUCGUGCCCUCAGUCGUGCCCUUAUGGACUCGCAGCUGCACAAUUUGCGCAAGCGUGGCGCCACACAGCUGCAGCGCCUCCAGGAGGCAGCCAGUGCCAUCAAUGCGCCACCAGCAACAGCUUCAGUUGCUGCCUCUGCCUCUACCCCAAGCAGUUGCAACUCGGAUGCUGGCCAUAAACUGCGGAAGGUGACGCUGCUCUACAGCGAAGUGGAUCGUGCCGCACAGCGCCUCGAGCAGUUGACGGAGCAGCGACGCGAGCGUCUGCGGCAACUUACUCGCCAGCGUGCCCUCGAGGAUGAGAUCAAUGAGGUCACCUCUUGGCUGGCCAGUGACGGUGCAGAUAAUUUGCAAAAGUUUGCACAGCUGCAGCUGGACAACGAGGCAACGCUCAAGGCGCAGGAACUGGAGUUUGAAAAGUACUAUUUCAUAGCCAGGAAACACUUGGCCAAGGGACGUGAUCUGCAUUUGGCGGCCAACAAGAUUGCCGUGCUCAGCGAGAGCGCUCGCAAUCUGAAGACGGCGCUAGAUCAGUUCUCCGACAAGCUGGAGAAGACACGCGAACGCAUCGAAGGCGGCGCUCGAUUGCUGCAUCUGCUCACACAGCAUCAACGCGAAACUGCGGCACUCGACGAGCUGCAACGUCUGGCCGAAGAGCUGGGCGCCACGACCCUCAUCGAGAAGCAUCUGCCGACCAUGCGCAAAACCAGCUCGCUGCCCACAGCGAGCAGUACGCCGGGACCGGCGACAUCGAAGCGUGGCAGCUAUCGCUGCAGCUCCGGCAAUGGCAGCUCCUUCGAUGGGGCAACCGGCGCUGGGAGCAGUAGUCACUGCAGCUGUUGGCGCGAGAGUCGCAAUCUGGAGGAUAUGGAUGAACCCGAGGAGGAGCAUGACAACGAUUGCGAUGCCGAUGCUGAUGGCGAGGAGCAGCAGUCAAAGAUUGCCGACUCUGGGGUUGGUGUCUGCGACAAUUGCGAACGCAAUCCGAAGCUGGCGCGCAUCUGCUCCUGUCAGAGUCUCAACGAGAAGAGUCACGAUGAGCUGCUCGAGGACGAGUGCUUUGACCGUCCGACGAAGCGCUACAUGGACAUGCAUUCGCCCAUGGAGGCGAAUGCCCAUCUUCAGUGCCAUGCCUCCAGUUUCGAGCUAACCACACUGGAGGAGCUCAGCUGUUUGGAACCAAAAAUACAAAAAACGCUUCUAUUGAUCAUGCGCGAAAUGAUUGGUACCGAACGCGACUAUGUGCGCUCCCUCUACUAUGUCAUCGAGAACUAUAUCGACGAGCUGCUGCGCGAGGACAUCCCACAGCCGCUGCGUGGUCAGCGUAAUGUGAUCUUCGGCAACAUUGAGAAGAUCUUUGAGUUUCACAACUCGCACUUUCUGGGCGAACUGGAACGCUAUGAGCGUAAUCCUCUGAAAGUGGGAGCUGCUUUCCUGGAAAUGGAAUCCAAGUUCUAUCUGUAUGCGCUUUACAACAAGAACAAGCCGAAGAGCGAUACACUGCUCAGUGAAUACGGCAGCUCGUUCUUCAAGCCAAAGCAGCUGCAGCUGCAGGACAAAAUGGACUUGGCGUCGUAUCUGCUGAAGCCAGUGCAACGCAUGGGCAAAUAUGCGUUGUUGUUGCAACAGCUGGUCAAAGCAGUGAAGAGUGUGGAAGGUGCAGCGUUGCAGGAGAUUGCCGCCGAUGUGGAGGAACUGCAACGGGCCGAGGAGAUGGUCAAGUUUCAGCUGCGCCACGGCAACGAUUUGCUGGCGAUGGAUUCGCUGCGCGAUUGCGAUGUGAAUGUGAAGGAGCAAGGGCGAUUGCUGCGGCAGAACGAGUUUCUGGUGUGGCAAGGACGCGGUGGCAAGAAGACGCUGCGUCAGGUGUUUCUCUUCGAGGAGCUGGUGCUGUUCGGCAAGGCGCGACGUUUUCCCGAUCACAAGAAUUUGGACAUUUACAUCUAUAAGAACAGCAUCAAGACUUCGGACAUUGGACUCACAGCGCACACGGGCGAUUCGACGACCAAGUUUGAGAUUUGGUUCCGCAAACGCAAGCCGGACGACACUUGGACGCUGCAGUGCAUGUCAGAGGACAUUAAGAAUGCCUGGACUGAGGAGAUAUCGAAACUGCUCUGGAAACAGGCGAAGCGAAAUCGAGAAAUUCGCCUGGCAGAGAUGUCCUCGAUGGGCAUUGGCAGCAAACCCUGCCUGGACAUACGUCCCAGCCACAAUCAGAUCAGCGAUCGCUCAAUACCACUCGCUCAGCUAAACAAAACACCCAAGUUGCGUCAUGCUGAGCCCGGCAAGGGAAGCAUGCGACGUCCCAAUUCGCUCAUCUCGGAGAGUUCGCUGUCCAGCGGCACCAGCACCACGAGCAGCUCCUCCAUUAGCGGCGGUUGCUCCUCCUCUGUCCACGACACCGUCACCCGCCACAGCCUCAAUCUCAACUUUGGCAAACUGAGCAGCAGCAGUAAUGCUGUUGGAAGUAGCAACCUCAACAACACCUCUGCCACCUUGGAACUAAUCAACGAGACGCAAGCGUUGAAGCUGAGCCACAGCAAUGAGGCAGAGAACCGCAUGAGUGCCAGCACCAGCACUCCCUCGUAUGCUGGCAGCAGCCACAACAGCAACAGCAACACCAACAGCAAGAGCAACAAGCGUCAACACAAACGAUCCACGACGAUUGUCAGCCAGCUGUCCAUGGAAAGCGGCAUACUCUCCGAUAUAUCUGUAACGCCGGAUCAGGAACAUACACACUCGGCCAUGGAGCAGCUGACGGGCAGCCGCGGGAGCUGGUCAACGGCAUCGGGAACAGCCGCAUCGAUGGCCAGCACCAGCAACUCGACGGUCAUAUUGCGUCGCUACAAAUCCUAUGCGCAUGCUGCCGAAUCCGCCGAACCAGAGAUCAAUAAAUAAAACAAUUCUCUAGCGUAUCAUAAUUCGAAGAAAACAAACAAAACAAUGUAUAGCUUUAGCAAAAAAGGAAAAAAACAAACAACAAAAAAAGAAA